Molecule: messenger RNA, 744 nt
Organism: Schistosoma curassoni
Lineage: Eukaryota; Metazoa; Platyhelminthes; Trematoda; Strigeidida; Schistosomatidae
Source: the annotation of a GenBank genome assembly
AUGUCAAAUUCUUGCCAAAAAAGAUAUCGUCGAAUACUUCAACGCAAAAAAGAAAGGCGAAAACAGGAAAAAGUUCGCAGGAAGAUAGCUUCGCGCAAUAAAAUAAGGGAAGAUAUAGAACUAAACCGUUAUCACAGCAAAAAGUUCCUGAAAAAGGAGGUCUCCAACAGAUUGCAGAUCGCACUGUAUGAAGGAAUAAGGAUCUACAUAGAUUGUUCUUAUGAAGCUCUUAUGUCUCCUAAAGAAUGUAAUAAAUUCGCUCAACAACUAUGUCGUCUUUAUGGCGCAAACAAAAAAGCAACGAAGCCCUUAAGCAUCAACCUUGUGAAUUUUUCACAACAUGGACCUUUGUUCCAUGCUUGCCAGUCCAAAUGUGAUGGAUUCCUAAAGUAUAAGAUUGGAUUGUACUCUGAAACACCAUCAAGCAUCACGCCAGAAAAUAUAGAAAUCGUGUACCUCAGUCCGGACGCAAAGGAACCAUUGAUAUCUAUAUCGGAAAAUUGUGCGUACGUCCUAGGAUGUCUUGUGGAUGAGCAUAUAUUAAAGGGACGAAGCCGACAAGAAGCUGAGAAUCAGGGUUACCGUGCCGUGCGACUCCCAAUUGAAGAGUUUACAUCUGGAAAAAUAUCUAACCCUGUGUUAGCGAUAAAUCAUGUCGUCGAUAUAAUGUUAGCAUACAUGGCAAACGGUGGCGACUGGAAGGAGGCUUUAUAUUCUAAAUUGCCCGAACGAUUUUUGAGAUAA